UGACGCUGCUAGGAGGAAGAGCUCGAAGAAAGCAACAGAAGGUUAGAAGAAGACAUGGCUGAACUGUCACUGUACCUUACAAAUGUAAACGUGUCUCUGGGACAAGGCAUGGACGCAGAGAAGAGUUCUACAGUGGUGAAGGAGUUUGAAAGUGUUGAACUCGAAGAUCUGGGUAAAAAGAAGGCAAAGAUUCCUCGUAGAACGAUAUACUUUGCGUCUGGUGAAACCAUGGAAGAGUACAGUACAGACGAAGAGGAGGAAGAAGAACCAGAGAAAGCCAGAACUUUAAGUACAGUGGAUACAUCGAAGUUGACCUGGGGUCCAUACGUCUGGUUCCAAAUGUGGAGAGUGGCUACCUCAACCAUCUCAGUUUGUGACUAUCUUGGAGAGAAAAUGGCAUCACUGCUGGGAAUCACGACACCCAAAUAUCAGUAUGCAAUUGAUGAGUACUACAGGAUGAAGAAAGAGGAGGAGGAAGAAGAGGAGGAGAACCGUCUCUCUGAGGAGGCAGAACGUCGUUUUGAGGAGCAGCACAGUCAGGAGGGCCAGCAGCCAAAGACCGAGCAACCAGAAGGAACUGCUUCUUUUGUGAAUGUGACCUUUGAACUGGAGCAGGAAUCACAUGCUAUACCUGAUGCAAAUAAAGUGCCUGCGCCCAUUCCCUCCUAAAAUACUGUUCAGCUGAUUGAGCCUAUUUGAUGGUUUUUACCAUAUUAAACUUAGGCAUGAGGUGUGUUAGGUUCCUUUUUUAGAGGGGAAAGUUUAUCUUACAUGAAGUUGAACAAGAAGGUAACAUGAAUGUAACAUAUGCAUAGCUGACAAUGUUUUCGCUUAGAAUGUAGAACUGUUUUAAUAAUCAUUUUAUACAGCCAUACAUAAAACUAAAGAAUAAAAAUAUUGAAAAAGGUUAUUGCAAAAUCUGAAUCCUGGCUUUUUUCCUCAGGAUUCUGAGUUUAUAUAUCACAAUUUUGACCUUAUUUGGAAUUCUAAUCUUGCAGUUGUUUUUUAGUUUUUAGACACUUGACCUGAAUUUUAAGAAAAGAAAAAACUCACAAUUAAAAUAUGAACUCGCAAUUUUGA
This is a messenger RNA of Carassius auratus (goldfish), 1080 nucleotides long. RefSeq names its product protein FAM177A1-like. The transcript is spliced from 5 exons. The record is from RefSeq and is a predicted model, not a curated record. Lineage: Eukaryota; Metazoa; Chordata; Actinopteri; Cypriniformes; Cyprinidae. Bases 55 to 669 code for a protein of 204 amino acids.